GUGGAAAUAGGGGAAGGGGUCAGAUUUAUCCUGAUGGUAGCAAAAGUAACAAUACAGUUUAUAAUGCUACGGCAGGAGGGAUAAUAAGCAAAAUUUUACGAAAAGAAAAAGGGGGAUACGAAAUAACCAUAGUGGAUGCAUCGAAUGAACGCCAAGUAAUUGAUAUUAUCCCUCGAGGCCUAGGACUUCUUGUUUCAGAGGGCGAAUCCAUUAAACUCGAUCAACCAUUAACGAGUAAUCCUAAUGUGGGUGGAUUUGGUCAAGGGGAUGCGGAAAUA
Eruca vesicaria subsp. sativa (arugula) is the source of this 278-nucleotide messenger RNA. The record is from the annotation of a GenBank genome assembly. Lineage: Eukaryota; Viridiplantae; Streptophyta; Magnoliopsida; Brassicales; Brassicaceae.